AAAUUCAAGUAAACCUAACAGAAUGAAGCAGAGAAAUCUUGCUGAUGUGGUGGCAAGAAAAAAGUUUGUUGUAACAGGACAUGGUCCCAGUCCGUUAUCUGCACUGCUCUACCAGUGUCUGUUUAAUGGCUCUCUGACUUCUGGAGAUUUUCUCAGACUAUUUAGAGAAACUGUGAUGGAGAUUAACUCAUCCACAAAAAGGAUGAUGGUGCAGCCAAAGUACGUGGAGAACACUAAAGAAAACAGGAUUAAUACUCAGUCACUUGAGACCUCUUGCCAGAAAGAGCCGGCAGAGCUGGAGUUGUUACACAGUGACAGAAUGGCACACUAUGCCCAUGAGGUUCAUGUGUCUCCAGCAGAUGUAUCCACAUUUCCACAAAGCAUAGAGUCAGUAUGUUCCUUCAGUGGUUCCCCCUCUCCUUUAGCUGCUGGGAGGAGACAAGAAGAGACCAGUGAUAAACAACCUGGCUCGCUAACUUACAUGCCAGCUAAAGCUGAUACCCAAUAUUGUUCAGAUUUAACUCUGUCUGUAGGGGAUGCCCCAGAGGCGAUGCUUGUGAAAAGCUCAAGCAGAGAAAGUGUAGGAGAGCUGUUCAUCUUUGAAAAUCCAGCUGAGAGUCACAUGGUGGAUGUCACACAAACAGAGGACAGGAAGGGUCCCUGA
Molecule: messenger RNA, 664 nt
Organism: Clarias gariepinus (North African catfish)
Lineage: Eukaryota; Metazoa; Chordata; Actinopteri; Siluriformes; Clariidae
Exons: 6
Coding region: 23-664 (213 amino acids)
Source: RefSeq, a predicted model, not a curated record